AAACGAAAAAAUCCUUAUCCUCAAAGUCUCAAACCAUCAAGAAUUCGGUAGAAAUUACAAAUGUGCCAUUGAUUGUCACAAAAACGACGCUGAGCUCACUCUUUUCCUGCAGCUUUAUCCACUUCGAGCCACGACCAUGGCGUCUCCUUCGCUUCUGCAGUCUUCUGCUUCUUCGUUUCAUGGCCGUUUUUCAUCGUUAGCGGUUCCAUCCUCCGCUCGGGUGCUCCCUCCGCCGCUCAGAAACGUGGUGAAAGUCUCGGCGUCCGGAACUGUGCUGGUCGAGAAAUCUGAGGCGGAGAAAACCCAGCGGCUCAAAACCGCUUACCUAGAGAGAAUUAUUCCUGCGCUCAAAGAAGAGUUCAAGUACAUUAAUAUUCACCAGGUUCCAAAGGUUCAGAAGAUUGUAGUGAAUUGUGGUAUUGGAGAUGCAGCGCAGAACGACAAAGGCUUGGAGGCUGCAAUGAAAGAUAUAGCGCUUAUUACAGGGCAGAAACCUAUCAAGACACGAGCUAAAGCUUCCAUUGCCACUUUCAAGAUUAGGGAAGACCAACCGCUUGGGAUUGCUGUCACUCUCAGAGGAGAUGUAAUGUACUCGUUCCUGGAUCGUCUUAUCAAUUUAGCCCUUCCAAGAACUCGAGAUUUCCAAGGUGUGAGUCCCAGUAGCUUUGAUGGGAACGGAAACUACAGCAUUGGUGUCAAAGACCAAAGUGUAUUCCCUGAAAUCAGGUUUGAUGCGAUUGGAAAAACAAGAGGAAUGGAUGUAUGCAUUAGCACUACAGCUAAAACCGAUCAAGAAGGACAGAAACUAUUGGCUCUGAUGGGAAUGCCUUUCAGGGAAGGAGGCGGUGGUUCCAACACAGGUGCGAUAGUGCGGAAGAAGAAACUGAAGGCUCAUCAUUUUGAUGCUAAAGGAAAAGGAAAGGGAAAGAAAUGAAAAUAGCUGGCUAUUGAAGAAGACAUCAUCUUCAUCAAUUGGUUUGUUAUUGUAUGUAUUGUCUCCAUGUUUCAGAAAAACUCCUUUUGUAAUUUGCUUUUGUUGCAUGUUUUAUUCCUUUUGAUGAUAAAAAUAUUAUUUAAUUUGUUAUAAUAUCAGGAAAUUUGAUUACGUUCU
Eutrema salsugineum is the source of this 1111-nucleotide messenger RNA. RefSeq names its product 50S ribosomal protein L5, chloroplastic. The record is from RefSeq and is a predicted model, not a curated record. Gene Ontology annotation, cellular component: ribosome; cytosolic large ribosomal subunit. Gene Ontology annotation, biological process: translation. The transcript is spliced from 4 exons. Bases 137 to 934 code for a protein of 265 amino acids. NCBI's taxonomy places the organism in Eukaryota, Viridiplantae, Streptophyta, Magnoliopsida, Brassicales, Brassicaceae. Gene Ontology annotation, molecular function: structural constituent of ribosome; RNA binding.